AUCCAGUUUGGAUGAAAUGUAGUUAAGCUAAUAGCGUCACUAUUUGUAGCAAACCUACUGCAUUUAUGGUAUUUUAAUUAGCUUUUUGGUGCUUCAAAGUUCUGGCCACCAUUCACUUACAUUGUAGGACCAAAAGAGAAGAGAUAUUCUUCUUAAAAACUUAAUAUGUGUUCAACAGAAGAAAGAAAGUUAUACAUUUGGGAUGAGAGUAAUUGAUGAGAGCAUUUUUCAUUUUUGGGUGAACAAUACCAUUAACUCUUAGCUACAAUUAUAACUCCUCUGAAAAUAUAUAAUUAAGUUAAAAACACUAUCUUUUGGAAAAUAUCAUGUAUCAACCUUUUAAAUGUUAACUGUAAACAAACAUCUCUCAUAAUUUCUCGAAGCAUGGUGAGUAGCCAAUGUUCUCACCACCAGAUGGCUGUCUUUCUGCUUUUUUGAGACCAAACAUUAAAACCUCACACUUUAUAAUUCAAGACAAUGUUGCUUUCCACACACAACCUCCAAAAGCAACGUCAAACGGAUUCUUAACACCGAGAGGAUUUUGAUAAAUCAGAAAAGGGACUUUGGAACCAUGUAAGGAGCUUUUAUUUAUGCAUUCGUGACAGCUGUUUGGACAAAAAAAGAAAAAAGUAUAAUGUCCCUACUUAACAUUUGAGGAAGCGCGUGCCACAAUAGAUGGACAGAUAUUUUAAACCGUAUUAAUACAACUAUUGAUAACGGCGGGUCAUUGAUUAGCAACAACAGCGAUGAGGAGGAUACAAAUGAAUGUCGAACAUCUCUAAAGUGUUGUUCAAACUUGUUGGAGCGUUCAAACUUGUUGGAGCGUAUAAAAGGCAACAUUUUCGCACCUGAGAGUUAAAACAUCAUACCAUCAACUUCACACAUCCACAGUCAACUCAAAAUAACGUUUCUACCUGAUUUGUCUCGAGGGUUCCCAGCCAAUUCCAGCUUUUCAGAGCUUGACAGAUGAAAGAAAGUCAUACGUAUCUGGGAUGGCAUGAGGUUCAGAAUGGAUUCACUGAGAUAUGCCAGAGAUUGCAUGUACAUUGCAUGCCUUUGCUUCUUCUGGGGGAGUGCAGCAGACCAACCCAGCCUGACAAGGCACCUACAGUCUGCCAAUGAAUUGUCCGACCUAUGUGGUAUCGAUGAGCUUCUUUGCCAGGAUGAGAAUGCUUUGCUGAGUUUUGAGGCCAUCCGCAGCAUUCACAAAGACAUGGACGAUGAUGCAGACGGCAGUGUGGAUGUGACAGAAACGGAUGGGUUUCUGAGGGAGGACUUGAAAUACCACGACCCCAAAAUGAAACACAACAACUUCCAUAGAGCCGAUCUGCUGAUCACAGUGGAGGACAUGUGGAACUCCUGGAAGGCCUCAGAAGUGUAUAACUGGACAGUAGAGGAAGCUGAGGCAUGGCUCAACAGCUGUGUGGAGUUACCACAGUAUGCUGAUUCCUUCAGGAAAAAUAGCAUCAGCGGCAAAGCCCUUCCCAGACUUGCAGUUAAAAACGCCACCCUGCUUCUGACCGUGCUGAAGAUACCGGACCGCAGUCAUGCACAGAAACUGCAUCUGAAGGCUCUGGAUACAGUCCUCUUUGGACCUCCUCUAAUGAGCAGGCACAGUCACUUAAAGGAUUUAAUGCUGGUUGUGUCCAUCGUGAUUGGAAUGGGGGGCUGCUGGUUUGCCUACAUCCAGAACCGAAACUCCAAAGACCACAUGGGCAAGAUGAUGAAAGACCUAGAUGGGCUACAGAAAGCUGAGCAGAGCCUCAUGGACCUACAGCAGAAGCUGCAGAUCGCACAGGAAGAGCACCGCACGGUGGAGUUUGAAAAGGUCAACCUGGAGCAUGAGUUACGAAACGAGAUAAAUGCAGCCAAGCAGGAGGCACAAAGACUCAAAGAACUGCGUGAGGGCACGGAGAACGAGCUCAGCAGACAGAAAUAUGCAGAGGAAGAGUUGGAACAGGUGCGCAUGGCUUUGAAGAAGGCAGAGAGAGAGCUGGAGUCUAGGAGCAGCUGGUCUCCUCCUGAAGCUCUGCAGAAAUGGCUACAGCUCACUCAUGAGGUGGAGGUGCAGUACUACAACAUAAAGAAGCAGAAUGCUGAAAGACAACUCAUCAUGGCUAAAGAAGGGGCAGAAAAGAUUAAGAAGAAGAGAGGAACGCUGUUUGGAACAUUCCAUGUGGCUCACAGCUCUUCAUUGGAUGACGUUGAUCACAAAAUCCUGACAGCCAAACAGGCUCUGGGUGAGGUCACUGCCGUUUUAAGAGAAAAGCUCCAUCGCUGGCAACAGAUCGAGAUUCUGACGCAUUUUAAUAUUGUAAAUAACCCUGGAAUGUCCUCUCUGGCCGCUGCCCUAAACCUGGACCCUGCUUUCCUGGGCAUCCGCCCCACCACGCCCCAGCACCUGCUGCUCUCUGAUGACAUAGACGAUAUGGACGAGGACAUACUUUCCCCAGGAACCUUGCAAUAUGCCGCCUGGCAGAUGGACCGGCGAGUGAGUGACCUUUGGCCUGUGGGCUCCGAGAGCCAAUCCCUGUGGAAACAUUCUGCUCCCAGCCUGAUGUCUCUCCGGCCGCAACACGGAGACCCCAUGCUGAACCUGAGCUCACAGAGGGAUCUGAACCGGUCAGAAUCGGAUUCCUCCUUAUCGCUGUCUCACCCAGCUGGGGACACGUUGCGCUACUCUUCUACCCCACUGUACAAUAAACUUUCCAGAUCCAAUGGGGGUUCCUCAACAGACAGCCCCCUACUGCAGAAAAAGACCUUUGGCAUGGAGAAGUGUGCCAGUCUUGGAGAAAUCCACUCUCAACCAUCCAGCCUCACUUCAGUUGAGUCCACACGCUCUCUCUUCUAUACCUCUGCAGAACCGGACGGCCCCUCGGUGAAGAGCAGCAGUCGUGUCACUCAAAUCCCAGUCAAGAAGAACCUGGUGGAUGUGGACAGUGGAUCCACAGGGGAAGACACUGAGAGCUCCAGCACUGGCCGCUUGAAGCCCUCCUUUCCCAGAAUCUUUAGAAAACCAAAGAAAUAACAACAGCAAUGGAAUCCACCAUUCAAGGCCUUUUUGCCUUUUCUGUUGUAAGAGAGUAAUGUAAAUUAAUUAUUGUUUUACAGUCACACAUAAAUGGACUAAGGGGUCAUAAAGACAGAACGCAGUGCAACAAAUGGAAAUUAAAUCCUAGUGUCUCGAGACACGUUUUUAAAUCAAGUUAUUUUUAACAGCGUCUAAAUAACAUGCCACUCCUGCACGAGUUGCUGAAAAAACAAAGAUUCGUCGCAAUGGCCAAAGACAUCCGUCUAGUGCAUGUUUACAUAGAGGCAAAAACACAUUUGGUGUUAAAGGAAUAGUCCUGGUUCAAUACACAUUAAGCUCAAUCGACAGCUUUUGUGGCAUAAUGUUGAUUUUUAGUCUCCUCUGUCCUAGUCUUAAAAAAUAAAAGAAAUCAAAGGUGCAGUGAACCUGGAAGAUUCCUUUAACACUAGCACAGUGGUACAUUUUAACCUCUUCACUGGGUGCAUCUUUUCAAAUAAUUUUAUUCUUUAGAUUAUAUAGUUUGUGUUGACCAACAGAACAGAAACAGUCAUUUGUUGGGAACAGGUAUGAUGAUCACUGUAAAUGUAUUUAUAUAGUUAACUGAACAUAAGGGCACUUGAUUGCAUGUCUAUUUUUAUUAUAAGCAGUUUGAGUUUUCACUCUCCAUGGCCUGAUUUAUAAAUGCUGAAGUGCAUGCAAAUGACUCCGCCUGCUCUUUGCCAUGUUGUUUUGCAUAGGAUUUGCCUGGACUUCUUUUGCCUUUCCAUGUGGUGCUGCAAUGCUUCUAUGCAACUCAGUAUUGUUGCCAGGGUAACAAUUCAGCCACAAAUAUUAUUACCGUCUGUAUCUUUAGAAAGUCUUUGUAAGAGACAUCAGAAUACUUAAAUAGACAUAGCACAUCCACCUAUUAAAAAAAAAAAAAAAAAAAACACUGAAUAAAAUGAUAUAACUGGACUGCCAGUUUGAGUAUGCAGCAUCUAUGUACUUGUAUUUUCUGACGGUUGUGGGUGAUGAAUAUAUCCUUUAUUUUGCAUUUUACUGCUGUUACCAAAAUGGUUUAUGGUCUAUGGUUAUCACUGUAAAUGCACUGCCAAAUGUUUUUGCAGUGUACUCCCUAUUUGUGUUAACAGAUAUGUAGGUCUCCUACUCAUCUCUGUCUCUCCUGGUCUGCAGGUUACUAAAGUCCUUCAUUAAAAUAAAAAAAAAAAAUACUGAAAUUAAAAGGGAGGGGUGUUUUGCAAAUAAAAAAAGGAAUGUUCAAAUA
Xyrauchen texanus (razorback sucker) is the source of this 4295-nucleotide messenger RNA. RefSeq names its product stromal interaction molecule 1-like. Lineage: Eukaryota; Metazoa; Chordata; Actinopteri; Cypriniformes; Catostomidae. Gene Ontology annotation, cellular component: endoplasmic reticulum; plasma membrane. Gene Ontology annotation, biological process: activation of store-operated calcium channel activity; intracellular calcium ion homeostasis; store-operated calcium entry. The coding region runs from base 998 to 3028 and encodes 676 amino acids. Gene Ontology annotation, molecular function: calcium channel regulator activity; calcium ion binding; protein binding. The transcript is spliced from 15 exons. The record is from RefSeq and is a predicted model, not a curated record.